UCCAGGACAGUUGCCGGCCAGGUGAGCAGGCAGGUGGACAAGGCAGGCUCGUGGCGCCGGACCAGAGCCCGGUCAGCCGAGUGGGAAUCCUUCCUCGAACUCUCCCCCGGCCAGUUGCCCAGCGCCCGACCCGCCAUGGAUGCUGUGGACGCCACCGUGGAGAAGCUCCGGGCGCAGUGCCUGUCCCGAGGGGCCUUGGGCAUCCAGGGCCUGGCCAGGUUUUUCCGCCGCCUGGACCGGGACAGGAGCCGGACCCUGGACUCGGGGGAACUCCAGCGGGGCCUGGCUGAGCUGGGGCUGGUGCUGGACGCGGCCGAAGCAGAGGGCGUGUGCAGGCGCUGGGACCGUGAUGGCAGCGGGACGCUCGACCUGGAGGAGUUCCUGAGGGCACUGCGGCCCCCCAUGUCCCCAGCUCGGGAGGCGGUCAUUGCAGCUGCCUUUGCCAAGCUGGACCGCAGCGGGGACGGUGUGGUGACCGUGGACGACCUCCGGGGGGUGUACAGUGGCCGCGCCCACCCCAAGGUGCGAAGUGGGGAGUGGACCGAGGAGGAGGUGCUCCGCCGCUUCCUGGACAACUUCGACUCUUCCGAGAAGGACGGGCAGGUCACGCUGGCUGAAUUCCAGGACUACUACAGCGGCGUAAGCACCUCCAUGGACACAGAUGAGGAGUUUGUGGCCAUGAUGACCAGUGCCUGGCAGCUGUGAGCCGUGCACACUUGCUCAGCAGCCCCCCCCCGCCCCCACCCCAGAGCAUAGGCCCCCACCCUG
Molecule: messenger RNA, 768 nt
Organism: Neogale vison (American mink)
Lineage: Eukaryota; Metazoa; Chordata; Mammalia; Carnivora; Mustelidae
Gene: CAPS
Product: calcyphosine
Exons: 4
Coding region: 136-705 (189 amino acids)
Cellular component (GO): vesicle
Molecular function (GO): calcium ion binding
Source: RefSeq, a predicted model, not a curated record